UGCUUCUUCUACUUCUACUACUACUACUACAAAAUCUGCAAUUAAAGCCAUUUUCACAAAAAUCUCUCUAUACACAUUUUCUGAUUACAUAAAAAAUAACUUUCUAUAAAUGGGAAUAUGUUUUUCAAAAAAAUCAACAAGAACAACUACAAGAAGAAGAGAUACAAGAAUAUAUUCUAAACGCAUUUCAAAUAAUUCCACUUCUUCUACUUCUUCAGGUUCAAUCAACAACAGCAACAAAUGUGGUUCUUCUGUUGUGAAUCGAUGGUCUCGUGUUCGUUCGUCGUCUGUUAAAUUCGACGAUCGUGUUCUUCAUGAACAAGCCAUUGCUGCUGCUAUUUUGUUUCAACAACACCAACAACAAAAUAAUAGUGGUGAUUUUGUUUUGCCAUUUGAUAGAUCAAUUUCUCUUAGGAAUUAUCAUCAGUCUGCUGUCGGCGUAAAUUCUAGGAGUUCGAGUACUAUUAGACGUCGUAAUUCUCUUAUCGAUAAUCCUGUUGUUGAUCUGGAGGUAAACCAUGAAGAAUUAGAGACAAGUCAUAUUGUCCUUAUACAUGGUGGUGGUUUUGGGGCCUGGUGUUGGUAUAAAACAAUAGCACUUUUACAAGAAUGCAAAUUUGAAGUCACUGCAAUCGAUUCAACCGCUUCUGGAAUUGAUCGGUUUGAUGCAAAUAGCGUCAAAAGUCUGUCACAAUAUGUGAAGCCACUCACAGAUUUUCUUGAAAAGCUUGCUGAUGGAGAAAAGGUGAUUCUGGUUGGCCAUGACUUUGGUGGCGUGUGCGUAUCAUAUGCGAUGGAGCUAUUUCCAGCUAAAGUUUCAAAAGCUAUCUACAUCGCUGCUUCAAUGCUGAAAAGUGGGCAAAGCACUCUCGAUAUGUUCUCAGACAAGGAGAAUACAAGUGAUCUAAUGAGACAAGCUCAAACAUUUUUGUACGCAGCUGGGAACACUAAGCCUCCUACCGCAAUAGAUCUUGACAAAUCGCUUUUGAAGGACCUUUUAUUCAAUCAGAGUCCUAAUAAGGAUGUGGCUUUAGCAAGUGUUUCAAUGAGGCCAAUUCCCUUUGCCCCAGUUCUCGAGAAGCUCUCACUUUCAGAUUCAAACUACGGGUCUGUCAGACGAUUCUACAUUGAAACACCUGAAGACAAUGCCAUACCCAUCUCUCUUCAACAGAUGAUGAUAGACGCAAGUCCAGUUGAAAAGAUUUUCCGUAUUAAAGGUGCUGACCACUGCCCGUUUUUCUCCAAGCCUCAAGCCCUACACAAGUUCCUAGUCGAAAUUGUAAAAAUCAAAUAAACAACGAAAUGAAGUCUGUUUGAUUUUGCAUAUAGCUCACAUUUUGACAUCAAUACAUCAUCCAGAAAAACUGGGAAUUUUUAGUUUACCUUCAUUUUAGCUAUACAAUCUGAUUUUUCAAAAGAUCAGAACCGUGUAGAGAUUUUGGAAGUUUUUUGGUUAAUGCUUUUGCGAUUUUGUUAGCAAA
Molecule: messenger RNA, 1481 nt
Organism: Erigeron canadensis
Lineage: Eukaryota; Viridiplantae; Streptophyta; Magnoliopsida; Asterales; Asteraceae
Product: putative methylesterase 11, chloroplastic
Exons: 5
Coding region: 110-1294 (394 amino acids)
Molecular function (GO): methyl indole-3-acetate esterase activity; methyl jasmonate esterase activity
Source: RefSeq, a predicted model, not a curated record